AGCUUCUGCUAUAGCUUUUGCUAAAGAAGGUGCACAAGUCACUGCUACGGAUAUCAAUGGAGAGAAAACUGAAAGAGCUGGAUGGCAUUCCAGGAAUCAAAACCAAAGUUGUUGACGUUACCAAGAAAGACCAAGUCGAGGCCCUUGCCAAUGACUUUGACCAUGUGGAUGUGCUCUUCAAUAUUGCUGGAUUUGUCCAUCAUGGCUCAAUACUGGACUGUGAGGAAUCAGAUUGGGACUUCACCAUGAAUGUGAAUGUCCGUAGCAUGUAUCUGAUGAUCAAGGCCUUCCUGCCUAAGAUGCUGGCUCGUAAAGCUGAUAUCAUCAAUAUGGCGUCUGUGGCAUCCAGUAUCAAAGGAGUGGUGAACAGAUGUGUCUACAGCACAUCUAAAGCCGCUGUCAUUGGACUAACCAAAUCUGUGGCAGCUGAUUUCCUAGAACAAGGCAUCCGCUGUAAUUGCAUCUGCCCAGGAACUGUGGAUACACCAUCAUUACGGGAGAGGAUUCAGGCCAGGCCUGAUCCAGAGCAGGCUUUUAAAGACUUUAUGGCCAGACAGAGGACCGGUCGAUUGUGCACUGCAGAGGAAGUGGCGCACCUGUGUGUGUACUUAGCUUCAGAUGAGUCUACCUUUGUAACGGGAACAGAAGUCAUCAUUGAUGGAGGAUGGAGACUAUGAGAAUCAUUUGUUGCAUACAGUAAUCUUAGCGUGCAGGCAAUUCAACUCACAGAGAGCAAACUGUAGUCAUUUAUUUUCUUUAUUACUAGCCAAACAAAAAAAUAGUGCUGCAUUUUCUAAAAAAAAUUGUCUUGAUUGUGUUUAAUAUGUGUCAAAUCAUUCUUAGGCAGCGAUGUAAUUUUUCCUCUCCUGUAUUUCAUAGUUCUAAUUGUGUGAAAUUGCACAAUGUGUUAUCUGGUACUUUAAAAUAGUUAAAAAUAAUAAUAAUAACACGCCAAAUGGAAUGAA
Molecule: messenger RNA, 965 nt
Organism: Danio aesculapii
Lineage: Eukaryota; Metazoa; Chordata; Actinopteri; Cypriniformes; Danionidae
Gene: bdh2
Product: 3-hydroxybutyrate dehydrogenase, type 2
Biological process (GO): siderophore biosynthetic process
Cellular component (GO): cytoplasm
Molecular function (GO): 3-hydroxybutyrate dehydrogenase activity
Source: RefSeq, a predicted model, not a curated record